GGAAGCUGUAGAGUGGAAGUAUAAAAGCAAAGUUCCCGGUAAAAUGCAUGCUUGUGGGCAUGAUGCCCAUGCGGCAAUGCUUGUUGGUGCUGCCAGAAUUUUAAAGGCUCGUGAAAAUCAUCUAAAGGGCACUGUUAAGCUGCUCUUUCAGCCAGCAGAGGAAGCAGGAGUAGGUGCCAGGAGAAUGAUUGAAGAGGGUGCACUAAAGGAUGUGGAGGCUAUAUUUGCUGCUCAUGUAACUCAUGAACAUCCUACCUCUGUCAUUGGAUCCAUGGCUGGCCCUUUACUAGCCGGAUGUGGAUUCUUCAAAGCAGAGAUAAGGGGCAGGCAAAGUUCAACAGGAAGUCCGCAUCCACACAAUUCUAUUGACCCCGUUUUAGCUGUCUCUGCUGCAAUAAUCAGUUUGCAGAAUAUUGUGUCACGGGAAGCUAAUCCUCUAGAUUCACAGGUAGUUUCAGUGGCAGCAGUUAAUGGAGCAAACAGCCUAGACAUGGUGCCUGAAACUGUCAUCCUUGGUGGAACUUUCAGAGCCUUCUCCAAUGUUACCUUUCAUAAACUUCGACAAAGAAUAGAGGAGGUUAUUACAAUGCAGGCCAGAGUCUAUAGAUGCGUCGCUUCAGUAGACUUCUUUGAGGAAGAAGGGUUCUACCCUCCCAUGGUGAAUGACGUGGCGCUGUACAAGCAUGUGAAGAAGAUGGCCAUUGAGCUCUUGGGCUCUAAGAAGUACAGGAUGGUUCCCCAAGUAAUGGGUGCAGAGGACUUCUCCUUCUACUCGGAGAUUCCUGCUGCCUUCUACUACAUAGGUGUCAGGAACGAGACGUUAGGUUCCAUUCAUACGGCUCAUUCCCCCUACUUCAUGAUUGAUGAAGAUGUUUUGCCUGUUGGCGCUGCCUUCCAUGCCGCCAUUGCUGAGAGGUACCUUUCUGAACUUGGUUAGAGAAUAGAGGAGUAUUCUAUUCUUCAAAAUUUGAUUUUGUGCUGGCGGAGCAAUGGGAAUUAGAAUUUAUGAUUCGUGAUUGUUUUGUAGCAGCUGCUUUUGAUAGCUGGUGUUUUGUGUAUAUAAAUGAUUCUUUCUUGAAUUGGAUGGGAAGAAGAAGCUUUGGGGGCAAUGGAGUGUUUUUUUUUUUUUUUUUUUUUGUACAGGGAAACAGCGCUAAUUUAUAGCAUGUUACUCUUUGUGUAAGUAAUUAAUCAGUUUUUCGGUUUGAUUUUGAUUUGAAGUGAUAUAAUGUUAUGCUUCCAAUGGA
This is a messenger RNA of Phalaenopsis equestris, 1247 nucleotides long. Its product is annotated as IAA-amino acid hydrolase ILR1-like 6. Gene Ontology annotation, cellular component: endoplasmic reticulum. NCBI's taxonomy places the organism in Eukaryota, Viridiplantae, Streptophyta, Magnoliopsida, Asparagales, Orchidaceae. Gene Ontology annotation, biological process: jasmonic acid metabolic process; auxin metabolic process. Bases 44 to 937 code for a protein of 297 amino acids. Gene Ontology annotation, molecular function: IAA-Ala conjugate hydrolase activity. The transcript has 4 exons. The record is from RefSeq and is a predicted model, not a curated record.